GAGUGUUCUCCUUCUCUACUGCAAGCAUGAUGGUUCCCUUUCUCUCCUGUUUCUCAGGAUAUAAUACCUCAGCCCCUGCUAGAUCAGUACGUGUCCAUGAUUGACCCAGCUCGAACCCAGACCGUCGAUACCGACAUCGCCAAACACUGUGCCUACAGCCUCCUGGGGGUGGCGCUGACACUGGGCAGGCAGAAUUGACACUGCCUGAAAGAUACGUACGAGACGCUGGCUUCCGACGUGCAGGUAAAAGGAGCCUUUUCAGGGGCAGGCACAGAAUAGGGUGGGUCAUCUAAUUAGGGAGAACGGGAAGCUGCGGCAGGGCUGCUCGCUGACCUGUAUUUUAUGUGGCCGCCAUUGGCUUGUUUACUGGUCUCUGAUCAAAUGAAGCUUUAAGUGGUCAACCCCUGGCAGUAUCAGUUUGGCUCCACAAAUGCCACUUAUGCUCUCGAUAACACUGAAUUAUGCUUGCCUUUUGUGGUCCGUAUGUCUCUGCGCACCCCCAGUGGAAGGUCCGUCAGACCUUAGCCUUCUCCAUCCACGAGCUGGCUGUGAUCCUUGGGGAUCAGUGCACGGCUGCCAACCUGCUGCCCAUCUUCAGUGGAUUUUUAAAGGACCUGGAUGAAGUACGCAUAGGAGUUCUGAAACACCUGUAUGACUUUCUAAAGUUGCUUCAUGAAGACAAGAGGAGAGAAUAUCUUUAUCAGCUUCAAGAAUUUGUAGUGACCGAUAACAGCAGGAAUUGGAGGUUUCGAUAUGGACUGACAGAACAGCUGAUAGUGAUUUUGGAACUCUAUAAUCCCAAUGCUGUUUAUGAUUAUUUCGUGCAUAUUGCCUUAAAGUUGUGUGCAGAUAAAGUUUCUGAAGUUCGGUGGAUCUCCUUCAAGCUAGUUGUAGCAAUUCUGCAGAAGUUCUAUUCCAACAGUGAAAGUGCGUUGGGGUUAAAUUUCAUCAAUGAACUCAUCCUAAGGUUCCGGCACUGUUCUAAGUGGGUCGGAAGGCAAGCGUUUGCUUUCAUUUGUCAGGCAGUGGUGAGCGAGGAGUGUACCCCUGUGGACCAGUUUGUUGAACACUUACUCCCCAGCCUUGUAAGCCUUGCAUCAGAUCCUGUGCCAAACGUAAGGGUUUUGCUAGCCAAAGCUCUAAAACAGACACUGUUGGAAAAGGUGUAUUUUAGAAAUGCCGGUAACCCUCAUCUUGAAGUCGUUGAAGAGACUGUCUUAGCUUUGCAGUCCGACGGGAACCAAGAUGUUUCCUUUUCUGCCACCCUAGAACCAAAGCGGCGGAAUAGUAUAGACACUACCAUGCUAGAAAACCAGAAUUAACCAGUCUGUGGUCACUCACAAUCUGGUCAUUUCAUGUGUGGCAUAUGCUGCUCACCAUACCUUGAAGGGGAACUGAUUGUAUCAUACCUGCCCAGGGAGGACAGAUUUCUGAAACUCUGAUGUUGUUGUGUUCAAAUGACCCCUUUCCCAUCUGCACUCACGGGAACUACUGCUGGGAUGGGCAGGAGUCCCAGGUGGCCCGGCCUGUGCUGCGCUCCUGUGCCCCUGCCUGCCUGAUCAGGAAAUCUGUUAAAAGGCUGCAGAACCAGGUGGCUCACUGAGGGUGGCGGGGGGGGGGGGGACCUCCAUGGCAUCAGACUGCCUGGGAGCGGUUUGUUUUCUCGAUUACAGACUAUAUUAUUUAACCCCCAGCCAACCCCUCCCCCCCAGAAAUAAAGUACGUUAUUAGAAGCUUUU
Molecule: messenger RNA, 1739 nt
Organism: Aethalodelphis obliquidens (Pacific white-sided dolphin)
Lineage: Eukaryota; Metazoa; Chordata; Mammalia; Artiodactyla; Delphinidae
Product: serine/threonine-protein phosphatase 4 regulatory subunit 1-like
Exons: 6
Coding region: 462-1322 (286 amino acids)
Biological process (GO): protein dephosphorylation
Cellular component (GO): cytoplasm
Molecular function (GO): protein phosphatase regulator activity
Source: RefSeq, a predicted model, not a curated record